Molecule: messenger RNA, 303 nt
Organism: Prunus armeniaca (apricot)
Lineage: Eukaryota; Viridiplantae; Streptophyta; Magnoliopsida; Rosales; Rosaceae
Source: the annotation of a GenBank genome assembly
AUGUUGCCUUCUUCGGCGUCUAGCUCUCCCUCGUCUUCUUCAGCUACUUCCUACUUGCCACUUUCACCUCCUAACCCCUUGCAGCCCUUGCCGCCUUCCUCUAUGCCGAGACAAAUUUCCUCAUUGGCGUCUAGGUCUCACUCUGGUUUAAGUGGAUUCAAAUCAAGAACUUCCGAUCAUUCUCGUUCUCCUCUUCGUCGCCUCCUCCCUCUGCACUUAGGCCCACCAUCUUUACCACCCUACCUUAGCCACCAACUUCCCCUUGCUUGGGCCCACGAUCCCCAACCUUUGUUUUUGGACUGA